Messenger RNA from Dermacentor silvarum, 645 nucleotides. RefSeq names its product ctenidin-1-like. The record is from RefSeq and is a predicted model, not a curated record. Lineage: Eukaryota; Metazoa; Arthropoda; Arachnida; Ixodida; Ixodidae. The coding region runs from base 1 to 645 and encodes 214 amino acids. The transcript is spliced from 3 exons.
AUGGGACGCAACUUGCGCUUUUGCAGAGUUGCCACUGACGGAACAAGGAUCCUCAAGGUGUUCGAUGCCACGUCGUGUGCAGUUGAGCUGUCCAAGUUCGAGGCCGGGAUACUAGGUGGAUCUAGCGGAAGCGGGAUGGGAGCGGAAGCGCAAAGGAAGCUAUUUGCCUUGCUCGCCGUACUCGCCUUGUCCACGGUGUCCCCAGUAGCAGAAGCAGGGAAACUUGGCUACGGCGGCGCUGGUUACGGAGGCCUAGGAUACGGUGGCCUAGGAUACGGUGGCGGCCUAGGUGGCGGCCUAGGUGGUGGCUUGGGCGGUGUCGGCGGCGGUGUAGGCGGUGUAGGCGUCGGCAGCAGUGUUGCUCUUCUUAGCGGCGGGCCUGCCUUUGCCAAGGCAGUGGCCGGGCCAGCGUUCAUCGUGAGGACGGUUCACCACGUCAACAAAGUCAGCGGUGGAGGAGCUCUUGUUGCCCACUCUGGUCUCGGAAGCGGAUACGGCGGCGGCUACGGAGGCUACGGAGGUGGUUAUGGUGGAUACGGCGGCGGCUAUGGAGGCUAUGGAGGAUACGGAAGUUACGGAGGCUAUGGAGGUUACGGAGGCUACGGAGGUGGCUAUGGUGGCUACAAAGGUGGUUACAAAGGCUAA